GGUCGCCGUGCGGGUAGCUGGAGGCUUGGGGUGGCUGUGGGAUCCUGGGCUGGAGCGAGGGCUCGGGAGGUGCGCCGCGCCGGAGGAGGGGACGCCCUGCCCGACGCCCCCCAGCCUAUGGAUCGGGGUAAGAUGGCGGAGGCAGAGAGCCUGGAGACAGCUGCGGAGCACGAGCGGAUCCUGCGAGAGAUCGAGAGCACCGACACGGCCUGCAUUGGGCCCACGCUCAGGUCUGUCUAUGAUGGUGAGGAACAUGGGCGGUUCAUGGAGAAGCUUGAAACACGCAUCCGCAAUCAUGACCGGGAAAUUGAGAAAAUGUGCAACUUUCAUUACCAGGGCUUUGUGGACUCUAUAACUGAGCUGCUGAAGGUGAGAGGAGAAGCCCAGAAACUCAAGAAUCAAGUGACGGAUACUAAUAGAAAACUACAACAUGAGGGAAAGGAACUGGUAAUAGCAAUGGAAGAGCUGAAGCAGUGUCGACUACAACAGAGAAAUAUUUCUGCCACUGUUGAUAAAUUAAUGCUGUGUCUUCCAGUUCUCGAGAUGUAUAGCAAACUGAGGGACCAGAUGAAAACUAAAAGGCAUUACCCUGCCCUGAAGACUCUGGAACAUCUCGAGCAUACCUAUCUGCCUCAAGUAAGCCACUAUCGAUUCUGCAAGGUGAUGGUGGACAACAUCCCCAAGCUCCGAGAAGAGAUUAAGGAUGUGUCUAUGUCUGAUCUCAAAGACUUUCUGGAAAGUAUCCGCAAACAUUCAGACAAAAUUGGAGAGACUGCCAUGAAGCAAGCCCAACAACAAAGAAACCUGGAUAACAUCGUCUUGCAGCAACCUAGAAUUGGCAGCAAGAGAAAAUCUAAGAAAGAUGCUUAUAUAAUUUUUGACACAGAGAUGGAAAGCACUAGCCCCAAGUCUGAACAGGAUUCAGGAAUUCUGGAUGUAGAAGACGAGGAAGACGAUGAAGAGGUACCUGGGGCUCAAGAGUUGGUGGAUUUUUCUCCUGUUUAUCGAUGUCUGCAUAUAUAUUCUGUCCUGGGUGCCCGGGAAACAUUUGAGAACUACUACCGAAAGCAGAGGCGAAAACAGGCUCGUUUGGUGCUACAGCCUCCGUCUAACAUGCAUGAAACUUUAGAUGGCUACAGAAAGUAUUUUAAUCAAAUUGUAGGCUUUUUUGUGGUGGAAGAUCACAUAUUACAUACCACCCAGGGCUUGGUAAAUAGAGCCUACAUUGAUGAACUGUGGGAAAUGGCGCUGUCAAAAACCAUUGCAGCACUCCGCACCCACUCGUCUUACUGCUCUGAUCCAAACCUCGUAUUAGAUUUGAAGAACCUCAUUGUGCUUUUUGCGGACACACUUCAGGUAUACGGUUUUCCUGUAAACCAGCUUUUUGACAUGCUGUUAGAAAUCAGAGAUCAAUAUAGUGAAACUCUGCUAAAGAAAUGGGCAGGUAUUUUCAGAAACAUACUUGAUUCUGACAACUACAGUCCUAUACCAGUCACAAGUGAAGAGAUGUAUAAAAAGAUUGUAGGACAGUUCCCAUUUCAAGAUACAGAGCUAGAAAAGCAACCUUUUCCCAAAAAGUUUCCUUUCUCUGAGUUUGUGCCGAAAGUUUACAACCAAAUUAAAGAAUUUAUCUAUGCCUGUCUGAAGUUUUCAGAAGACCUUCAUCUAAGCUCAACUGAAAUUGAUGACAUGAUUCGUAAAUCUACAAACCUGUUGCUAACCAGGACUCUGAGCAACUCUCUACAGAAUGUCAUUAAAAGGAAAAAUGUUGGACUUACAGAGCUUGUGCAGAUUAUUAUCAAUACAACACACUUGGAAAAAUCCUGUAAAUACUUGGAAGAAUUUAUCACCAAUAUCACUAAUGUACUUCCAGAGACAGUUCAUACCACCAAGCUCUAUGGUACCACAACUUUUAAGGAUGCCAGACAUGCAGCUGAGGAGGAAAUUUAUACCAACUUAAACCAGAAGAUUGAUCAGUUUUUACAGCUGGCUGAUUAUGACUGGAUGACAGGAGACUUGGACAACAAAGCUAGUGAUUACCUAGUCGACCUCAUUGCCUUCCUGCGAAGCACCUUUGCUGUAUUCACACACCUGCCUGGCAAGGUGGCCCAGACCGCAUGCAUGUCAGCUUGCAAGCACUUAUCCACAUCCUUGAUGCAGCUUUUGCUGGAGGCUGAAGUACGGCAGCUCACUUUGGGAGCAUUGCAGCAGUUCAACCUGGAUGUCAGAGAAUGUGAACAGUUUGCCAGAUCCGGCCCGGUGCCUGGGUUCCAGGAGGACACGCUGCAGUUGGCCUUCAUCGACUUGAGACAACUUCUGGAUCUCUUCAUCCAAUGGGACUGGUCAACCUACCUUGCUGACUAUGGUCAGCCCAACUGCAAGUACCUCCGAGUAAACCCAAUGACAGCUCUGACCCUGCUUGAGAAGAUGAAGGACACUAGCCGCAAGAACAACAUGUUUGCACAGUUUCGGAAAAACGAGCGAGACAAGCAGAAAUUGAUCGACACCGUGGCCAAGCAGCUCCGGGGACUCAUCAGCAGCCACCAUUCAUGAAGGCUGGCCUGGGCCCAGGGAGGCUGCUCGCUGCGGCCACGGAGUCUGGGCCAUGCCCGGGCUGGCCCCUGCAUUUGUUCAUCCUUCUUCAGAGAGAGCAGAUGUAUUUUUGUAAUAACCUACGUACAGCGUCCACAUAACCUUUCCCGAUAGUCAGAGAGGCACAAGAGGAAGCAAGUCCAUGCACCGUUGCUGGGCGGGGAUGCAGGGGAAGUUCUUCUUCACAGUCUCUUUUCCCCUGGA
Molecule: messenger RNA, 2796 nt
Organism: Sorex fumeus (smoky shrew)
Lineage: Eukaryota; Metazoa; Chordata; Mammalia; Eulipotyphla; Soricidae
Gene: EXOC6B
Product: exocyst complex component 6B
Exons: 22
Coding region: 118-2553 (811 amino acids)
Biological process (GO): exocytosis; Golgi to plasma membrane transport; intracellular protein transport
Cellular component (GO): exocyst; membrane
Source: RefSeq, a predicted model, not a curated record